This is a messenger RNA of Peronospora belbahrii, 999 nucleotides long. Lineage: Eukaryota; Oomycota; Peronosporomycetes; Peronosporales; Peronosporaceae. The record is from the annotation of a GenBank genome assembly.
AUGAUGCCUCACAGAAAGCGAAGCCGUGACGCUGAUGCUGUCACUGCUGCUUCAAAAGUAUCAACGUUCUCUUCAUGUUUUGAGCUUAGCAAUGGAAGCAAUGAUAGUGAUGAUGAUGAUGACGAUGACGAUGAUGAAGUAGAGAAUGUUAUGUUUCGUCCUGCUCAGACAAAAGCUGACGAUGACGUAGCAACUGAACAGGAUCAAGAGAAUGUUCAGGUGAGGAAGGAAAAGAAAAAAAAACAGAUUGUGAAGAAGCAGCCGCUGAGUGAAGAAGACGAAGAGAUGAAAGACGAGAUUGAGCGCAAGACGGAAGCUACAAUUUACGUGGAAGGAAUUUCGUAUCGAGCUAAUGAGAGUGACUUGGUGACACACUUUUCGUCUUGUGGUGCAGUACGUGAGGUGCGUUUGGCACGUUAUCAGGACUCGGGCAAACCUCGUGGCUAUGCGCACGUGAUGUUUGACAAUGAAACGGCAACGGAAAAGGCUUUGGAGCUAGAUGGUAAGCACUUGUUUGGUCGCUAUUUGUCAAUUCGAAGAGCAGAAACACCGCGUGCUGUGGAGAUGGCGUUGAAGGAGAAGAACCAGAAUGCGACGAAGACGGCGGUGAAAGGAUGUCGGACAGUUUACAUUAAGCAGCUGCCGUAUGAAGUUGAGGAGGACAUCAUUCGUGAAGCUUUGUCUUCGUGUGGCACUAUCACCAGUGUACGGCUGCCGAUUUGGAAGCAUACCCAGAAGCUAAAAGGUUUUGGAUACGUGGAGUUUUCAAGCGAGGACGAAGCAUUGGCUGCUGCUCGUCGUAGUGGUAUGAAGAUUGGUGAUCGGAUGGUACUUAUUAGUCUAGAUGCUGCAGGAAGUGCACCUAAAUCCAGCUUUCGCCAACGUGACGGGCAGUACUGGAGUAAGGGCGAGGAGGCAAAAAAAUCGCUGGCAAAAAGGAUUAGUGAGAAACGGCAGCGCCAGAAUGUACACAAAAAGCGGAAGACAGCACGCAAGUAG